AUGUCACUGGUAGCAGUAGUCUCGAGUUCGACUCAAUUGCUGUCUUAUCUCCUAGGUGUCCAGAACGCAUCAUCUCUUCAAUAUGGCAUAUGCAUUGUUGUUGUGAUUGAGUACAUUUGCAUUGCAGCUGUGUACUUUGCACUUUUUCGGAAGACAAUACCAAACUAUCAUGGGCGGAAGAAAUUGCGUAGGGGUAUACUACGCACCCUUGCGAUCGCUGCUGGUCUAGUAUAUGUCGCUGUUCCCGGUAUUGUCUCUAAAAGCUGGCGUUUAUCAUUCGAGGCAGUGCGCCAUCUCGCUAGCCGCAAUGUUGACACAUCAGUCAGCUAUUCAACUCGGCCCCAGAGCUAUGUUAACUGUCUUUCAACUAUGAACACGGCCUCCGUGACCUACCAUAGCACAAUAUAUCAAAUCGAAAUUAGGCAACAGUCUUCGCCUAAGCAGCAAGCUUGA
Messenger RNA from Penicillium taxi, 453 nucleotides. RefSeq lists its product as uncharacterized. The coding region runs from base 1 to 453 and encodes 150 amino acids. The transcript has 3 exons. The record is from RefSeq and is a predicted model, not a curated record. NCBI's taxonomy places the organism in Eukaryota, Fungi, Ascomycota, Eurotiomycetes, Eurotiales, Aspergillaceae.